Molecule: messenger RNA, 5377 nt
Organism: Ceratosolen solmsi marchali
Lineage: Eukaryota; Metazoa; Arthropoda; Insecta; Hymenoptera; Agaonidae
Gene: Rbp
Product: RIMS binding protein
Exons: 17
Coding region: 15-4985 (1656 amino acids)
Biological process (GO): neuromuscular synaptic transmission
Molecular function (GO): protein binding
Source: RefSeq, a predicted model, not a curated record
AUUUAUUGUAGCAAAUGCGGGAGACGGAGGCUCGUCGCGCCGACCUCGAGCGUCAACAUGCGGAAGCUCAACACCACUUACGCGAAAAAACCGCUGGAUGUUAUCAGGGGCCUGAGUCCGUGGAAGCUUUACAAUCACAGAUUCGCGAAUUGGAAAAAAAGACACAAUUGCAGAUGGUUCGACACGAGGAGCUCAGCCUGGAAUUGACCAGCCUGAAGAGAGCUCGAAAUCGUGGUCCAAGUACACUAGGUCACACUGGCACCUUGACAAACUCUAGCGUGGCCACUGCAACAUGGCCUCUUGUGGGCUCCGAAAUCGAUCGAAUCAUGUCUAAAAUCGAGCAGAACAGAACAUUACAAGAUCUUGAUCUUACUCACGGUACUAUUACAACGCAGCAGCCAUCCAUGUCUCAGAAUAUUUUGCGUUCAAGCACAGAAAACCUUUCAACUGUUGCACAUCAGCAUCCCCCACAUCCACAUGCUCUCAGUCUUGGAAUAGCUUCACAAAUUUCACAUUUUACGGGUUCACCUAUGCCUUUAACACCUUUGAUGCCGGGUUGUCCAGCUCUAACACCGAAUGGACCUCCAUAUCACUACAAUGAAGCGAUACCUCCAGCGCCUUCCGCAUUGUCUACUAGCCAAUCUCAGCCAGUUUUUCAGUCAAAGCUUCAACAAUAUCAACAACAGCAGAAGCUUCUGGAUAUUACCAAUUCACAAAUACAGAGUACUACUGCACAGAAACAACAGUCACAAUUGACGCACGGCCACUACACGGGAAAUCAGUAUCAAGAAAACUAUCCACAUUCCCAAACUUAUCAACAGCCGAUAAGUCAACAACAGCAGCAGCAACAACAAAAACACUCAACAUCAUCUUCUUAUCUGACAUCAAUUAGCCAAAGCACGUUGCCUCAUUAUAGUCAACCUGGAUUAUCUUCUCAGAAUUAUCAAAUGAAUGGAGCGCAGCAGAAUAAAACAUAUUCAAAUUUAUUGAUGACAUCUCAUCAAAACAGCACAUUCAGUUCAGUACAACCAUCCAAUUACGACAGUCAACUCAGUCAUCAUAAUUUUUCUAUGAUGCAAACAAAUUUACCUCAAACCAUGCCGCCAUAUUCAACAACAUCGUAUCAUUCAACAUUACCUGGUUUAACUAGUGUCUCACAACCAGUGUUACCUUUUUCGACGGCCACAACUACUUAUUCUACAUCCGGUACGUGUUACACAAAUGUGGGGACAAAUGCUUUUGGGACAUCUAGUGUUUCUUCAGGAUCAGGAGGCAUACUGCAGGCAAUAGGUGAUCCACUACAUGCGAUGCAACAAUUGUCUGUUCAGUCCCAGGCAAAUCAAUUACAGCAACAAGCUAUCAUACAACAAAUUCAGCAGAGUUUGCGUGCCACCUCACCAACGUCGACAAACACUGCAACAGGGGGUCACCACUUCUUAGGUCCUCGUCAAAUGCCUAAAAUUCCAACUAGCAUUCUCACCAAUCAGAUAGAUCGACUCUCAGGUGAUUCUGGCCUAGUACCUGAGGGUCAGGUGGAUAUGCUUGAUAUACCGGGCAAAGGUCGUUGUUACGUUUAUAUUGCGCGCUUCACUUAUGAACCUUUCCAGCACUCGCCUAAUGAGAAUCCAGAGGCAGAACUACCCGUUCAGGGAGGUGAUUAUUUAUUGGUCUGGGGACAACCAGAUGAGGAUGGCUUUUUGGAUGCUGAAACCCUUGAUGGCAGAAGAGGACUCGUCCCUGCUAAUUUUGUACAAAAGCUAGUAGGCGAUGAUUUACUCGAAUUUCAUCAAGCUGUACUUGGAUUGAGAGAUGUUGAUGAUGCUGUUUCGACUAAUAUACCUCAGUGUUAUUUACAGGAUAUCGAUUUAGAAUUGGCAGCUUUAGAAGAAGGAAAUCGCAAUCGUCAAGCUGAACUAUCAGCGUAUGCAGAACUCGAUAAUAUCGCUGAAGAAGAUGAACAAGAGCCGCCAGUUCCGGCGCCACAACAUCUCACCCUUGAACGCCAACUGAAUAAGAGCGUCUUAAUUGGAUGGACAGCUCCAGACAAUCCUCAUCAGCUCGAGUCUUAUCAUGUGUACGUGGAUGGUGUUCUAAAAGUGACUGUCAAGGCAUCUGAAAGAACACGAGCACUUGUUGAAGGAGUUGAUUCAAAUAGGCCACAUCGGAUAAGUGUACGCUCGGUAACGCAUUCACGCCGUACAUCACGUGAUGCUGCAUGUACUAUGGUGAUUGGUAAAGAUAUGUCAACUGGUCCGACAGCUGUUAAGGCCUCGAAUGUGACAGCUACGAGUGCUGUUAUAUCUUGGCUACCAAGUAAUAGCAAUCAUCAGCACAUUGUUUGUGUCAAUAAUGUGGAGGUACGCACUGUUAAGCCAGGUGUUUAUCGGCAUACGAUAACUGGUCUUGCACCGUCAACAAUCUAUAGGGUCACUGUUAAAGCUAAAAAUCUAAGGGCUACGCACUUUGAGGACCAAAAUGCUCAAAUGGCUAAUAGUCAGGCCUGUCAUGUGCACUUCAAGACUUUACCUAAAGGAUUGCCUGAUCCUCCGGUCGAUAUCCAAGUGGAGGCUGGACCACAAGACGGAACAUUGCUAGUGACUUGGCAGCCUGUUGCUCUAAAUGGUUCGGCAGUCACAGGUUACGCCGUUUAUGCUGAUGGGAAAAAAGUUACUGACGUCGAUAGCCCUACUGGUGAUCAUGCACUCGUCGAUAUACACAAGCUCAUGGGACUUAAUCCUAAACAUAUUACUGUAAGGACUAAAAGCAGAGAAAGCCAAUCUGGGGAUAGCUGUGCUACAGCAAUACCUUGCAGCGUUCUGAGAGGUGGACCAGUUCAAUUACAACAUCAACAGAUGCAUUUACAAGGAGAUCAGUCACAUCAGAUGCAAUUGCAAAUGCAGGACCAAUCUAGUAUGAUGAUGGGUCUUUCAGGAGUAGUGGUUGAUCCGAACCAGCAACGAUCAGGAGGGAUUGGAGUGGGAGUGACAGGACAUAGGUAUCCAAACUCUCAAUUAUCCAAUCACUCAAGACGACAUUGCACAACGCGCGUUGACGCUCAUGGACAAGUUGUUAUUGAAACUGAUGAAAACCUAUCUGAUAAGGAGAUUUAUCCAGGGCAAAACAUAUCACAAAUGGGCGUAGCUGAAUUUACAAAAGAUUCAGCGAGUGAGACGAACUACAGCGAAGAGGAAGGUGAGGCAGUACGACGAAGUGGUCGUAUAUCCCAUCACGGCAGUCCUAGUCAACACCAGCAACAGCGUUAUGGAACGUCAGGACAGGUGCAAAGUGGACCUGGUGUAGCCCUUGCUCAGAGUCAAUCAGUCAGUCAUAGAUCUUGUCGGUCUCAGAGUAGUAGUACAAGAUUUCAAGAGUCUUACUACGAUCAAUCACCAGGCAACUCGAGAGGACGGGGUACAAUGCACAGAGGGUCUCAUAUGGGGCCAGCUCAAGGUGGUCCCAGUCGCUCUGUCAGCGUGCAGCAACUCAACAAAAGGCCUCGAUGGUUUGUCGCUCUUUACAAUUACGAUCCAACAACUAUGUCACCCAACCCAGAUGCAUGUGAAGAAGAAUUACGCUUUUCUGCAAAUGAUAUGAUCAAGAUUCAUGAAGAUAUAGAUGCAGAUGGUUUUUACUGGGGUGAAUUUCGUGGUAGACGUGGAUAUGUACCACAUAACAUGGUAGAGGAAAUUGAUAAUCCUAAUGAAAUAAGCCAAUUACAAAGUGGACAGCAAAAUAUUGUCGCUAAAAGAAGCCAAGCAUCGAAUGAAAGAUGGGGCGAUAUUUAUGCUAAUAUAUCCGUCAAAAAAAUGAUUGCCCUUUAUGAUUACAAUCCACAAGAAUUAUCACCAAAUGUUGAUGCUGAGCAAGUCGAAUUGAGUUUUCAAACUGGUAACGAAAUCUAUGUAUAUGGCGAUAUGGAUGACGACGGUUUCUUUAUGGGCGAACUAGAUGGCGUUCGAGGUCUCGUACCGAGUAAUUUUUUGACUGAAGCACCAGGUCCACCUCAAGGUCAACAGUGUGUUCAAAAUCAGUCUCAAGCGUUACCGGGUAGUAGAAGGGCUCCAGGUCCUAACCAGGGCCCUGGUGCAAGAGGUCCACCUCCACCUCCUCGAGAAAUGACAACACAUCGACGUAAAGAUGCCUGCAUUGUGCCUGUGUCUGUCUCUGUCUGUCACUUAGACUCUAGACAACUACAACAACCACUAAUCGACAUCCAACAAUCACAUCAAGUACAACAAUAUCAACAAAACAAUCCACCGCAUCUAGCGUAUCAACAAGCCAAUCACCAUAGCCAUACGACUGUAACUACGUCUAAUCUGCAUGGUUCCAGUCAUCCGCCUAAUCAAGGUGGUGUUAUGGGUUCUCAUACAAUUCAUCAGCCUGGGCAAAUACCGCCCCAUAUGCAGCAACAGGGGAGGGGGAGAAGCGUGGUUAAUCGAUCUGGUGUUACUAACUUACCGGGAGGCUCUCCGAGCAUACAAGGUCAAAUGCAACAACAGCAACAAAAUCAAUCCUAUCAACAGCAACAGCAAAAUCAUUCAUGUCAACAGCAACAGCAAAAUCAAUCUUAUCAACAGUCGCAAAACCAAUCAGGACAGAUUAGUGUUCAAAAUAAUUAUCAGCAACAAAUUCCUGGAAGUUAUCAACAAUCUAAUCAAGGUUUUGGGACACAACCACACCAGCAGUAUAAUCAACAAACACAAAGUCAACAGUCUGGUAAUUUAAUAUCAGGAAUGCAAAGUGGUUCGCAGUCAAGCAAACCCACCCGUGGAAUUCCUGCCGUAAUACCUACAGCUCAAUCUUCGAAUCCUCAACAACAACAGCAACAACAACAGCAACAACAACAACAACAACAACAACAACAACCAAAUGUUGGGCCUAAUCUUAUGCAAAAAUUCACAGAGAUGGCAGGGGCAAGUGCUGGUGGUGAUAUUCUCUCCAAGGGAAAGGAGUUAAUAUUUAUGAAAUUUGGAUUAGGCAAGUGAGUGUACGCUAUAUCCGAUAUACAGAAACUAACAUUUAUUUAUCUAUUUCUAUUAUUGAGAAUACAAGGUGAUAUUACAAGUGAUACAGUGUCAUGAUCUUUCUUCUAACUGAAGAAAAAGGGGAACAACGACUCGUGGCGAGUGUGCAAAUUAUAAAAUUAAUUGACGCUUCGCUAAACAUUAUUAAAUAUAAUAGUGUAUAUAUUACAUAGUAUUGUUUGUAAACAUAUCGCGCUCCUAAAUACUGAAGUUAAUUUUCCUGUAGGUAAUAUCGUAAUAAUGCGUCAACUAUAAAAAUAGCUGAAAGUUGAACCAAUGUAUACUAAAUGUUGGAGUAUUACUCUUAAUGUAUUAUUAAUUUUUAAAUUGAUCGACGAAUACAAAUAAUUUUA